AUGAAGAUAUCCAGUGACAAAACUAAAUGCAUGGUGAUAAGUAAGGAACCUGUUCGAUGUAAAUUAGAACUAGAGGGUGUCGUCAUUCAGCAGACAAUGAGCUUCAAAUAUCUCGGAGUUGAAAUCACCAGUCACAGACAUCUCUAUUCGGAAGUCCAACAGCAGGCCACGAAGGCGGCACAGAUAACUGGAUAUCUGAACACAAUGGUGUGGCAGAACAAGUACAUGCUCCAGGAAACAAAGGUGAGGCUUUACAAAGCAAUGGUGCGCCCAAUUAUGACCUACGCCGUAGAAACCCGUGCGGAAACAGAGAGAACCAAACAGAAGCUCAGAACGAUAGAAAUGAGGAUCUUGAGAAGAAUUUCAGGGGUGACAUUGAGGGAUAGACAGACCAACAAGUCAAUAAGACAGAGAACUGGUGUACAGGAUGUUGUCAAGUGGAGUAGACAGAGAAGGAGGGAUUGGAGAGACCACGUUGAUAGGAUGGAGUCGGAUAGAAUAGCAUACAUCUGCAAGAAUGAACAACCCAGAGGAAGAAGAAAGCCGGGUAGACCACCGAAAAGAUGGGCUCAAAGCUGGUUUUCCUCAUCUGCAGAAUAG
Messenger RNA from Harmonia axyridis, 600 nucleotides. RefSeq lists its product as uncharacterized. The transcript has a single exon. The record is from RefSeq and is a predicted model, not a curated record. Lineage: Eukaryota; Metazoa; Arthropoda; Insecta; Coleoptera; Coccinellidae. The coding region runs from base 1 to 600 and encodes 199 amino acids.